AUGGAGGAGACAAAGCACUCGAAGAGUUACCCCGUGGUCCUACCAGCCCUAAUUCCGGACAUCAAAAGUGUUUACGAUGUCUAUUUCGCAUCCUUCCUGAACGAAAAGAUGGCGCGCAUAAUGGUCGAUAUUAUCUUUCCCGGGGGCAUCAUGGAUGCUGAAGACUUCCGGAAAAACCAUACUGCUGGGACCUUGGCAUAUUGGCAUUCUGCCGACUCCCAGUACACGUUCAAGUGCGUCGACAACCAUAGCGGAGAUGUGAUGGGUAUGGCACUUGGCGAUAUCAUCCUGCGAGAGCGAACGCCAGAGGAACGGCAGUUUACAGGCAUCCCCUGGCUUGAGGGCAAAGAUCGGGAAAGAGCGGAGAAAGUCAUUGGCCCCUUGGCCGAGAUGCGAGAAAGGCUAUUUGGAGGUGCCCGCCAUAUUUAUGUCCAUGUCAUUGCUGUUCACCCGUCCUAUCAGCGUCGUGGUGCUGCCAGGGCACUGAUAGAGUGGGGUAUCGAUCUCUGCGACAGAUCAAACCUCCCUAUAUACCUAGAAUCUUCCCCGACCACGAUGCCACUCUAUAAGAAAAUGGGAUUUGUAACGCUGAAAGAGAAGAUCGUCCACAAGAAAGAAGUCUUGGGAACAGAUGAAGACAUCGAAGUCCCCCUGAUGGUGCGAAUGCCAUCUUACGCAAACAUGACUUUUGACCAGUGGCGUGAGAGGGGCUACCCGGACUUCGAGAAGCCAGGCCUGUCGACGGGUUCCGGGUCACAUAUCCCUGUUCUCGGUGGCCUGAUUUCGCGGGUUGUGAAAAUGUUGACAGGGUUGAUCCACUCAUGA
This is a messenger RNA of Neoarthrinium moseri, 825 nucleotides long. RefSeq lists its product as uncharacterized. Bases 1 to 825 code for a protein of 274 amino acids. NCBI's taxonomy places the organism in Eukaryota, Fungi, Ascomycota, Sordariomycetes, Amphisphaeriales, Apiosporaceae. Gene Ontology annotation, molecular function: acyltransferase activity, transferring groups other than amino-acyl groups. The record is from RefSeq and is a predicted model, not a curated record. The transcript has 2 exons.